This is a messenger RNA of Bursaphelenchus okinawaensis, 4712 nucleotides long. NCBI's taxonomy places the organism in Eukaryota, Metazoa, Nematoda, Chromadorea, Rhabditida, Aphelenchoididae. The record is from the annotation of a GenBank genome assembly.
AUGGAAUGUAUACCCGGAUGUGAAGUGAUUUUGCCGGAAAUUGGCACAGCAAGUGUCAAAACCAAAUUUGAUGCUUGUCAGUCCCCGGCCGUACUAUCGUUUUCAGUCAGAGUAAGUUGUACUAUUUAGUUUUGUCAGCGUCAAAAAGAAUUGGGUUGUUUUCAUAGUAAUUACAUAGAAAAAAAAAUUCAAUUCUUUUUCAAAGCGGGGUGAAAAAUGUCAUUUUUCAACACUUAAAUUUUAAAAUUGAACACUAUUUUUAUAAAAAAGAUUUUUUACAUCUUCUCGGCCAUUGUUUUUACACUUUUAAUGCCGUUUCCAAGAAGUAUUGAGAGUUAUGUGGGGCUUUGAACGUCUGAGGUGCAUAUUAUACAUGCUAUUAAGGUAAAUGUUUUGGGGAUUCAAACUGUUAUGUCUUAAAAAUGUUUGUUUUUGUGAUUCUUUGCAGUGUGAAGGAUUAUGAAGGACAGUUUAGUUAAUUGCAAGGUCUUACAAUGAGUUAAAACAGAAUGCCAAGAAACCCGCGAAAAUGAAAAUUUAAAUUUUUUUGAAAAUUUUUAAAAAACAUGGCUUUAAUUUUGUGAUUUAAAAAGCUUUUGUUUUUUUAGUUUAUCUUAGCACGUUUUUGCUGUUUGAAACGUUAUGCCAAAGAUUCGCUAAAAGCCCGCAAAAAUUAUAAUUUGAAUUUUUUUGAAAUUUUUCUAAAAUACAAUUUUGUUUUAAGGGUCGCUGGCCUUUUAAGCCAAUUUUGGCACAUUUUAGCUGCUUGAAACGUUAUGCCAAAUAUUUGCCAAAAGCCCGCGAAAAUCAAGAUUUAAAUUUUUUGAAAAAAUUUUUAAAUUAAAACUAAAAAGUCAAAAACAAUCUUAUUUUAUAUCGCAAAAUAUUUAAUUUGAUUAUAUAUUUUUUGAUCAUUUUAAAAUAUUUUUGGUCGUUAUAACUUAUAUUAACCAUGAGCUGCUUAUUACUCUGGCCGCGAAUCCAAUUAAACUCUCAAGUAAAAUUUUUCGCAAUAUAUUAGAAAAAGUGUUUCAUUAAAUUAAAAAGUUGAAAUCUGUCAAUAGAAUUUGAUUUUAUUAAAUUUUCAAAAAUUUUUUAAAAAAUUUUAAAAAUAUUGGUCGAAUUUGAAAUUUUUUGAAAUUGAAAUUCCAUAACCAGUAUAAUAUUGCCCAACAGAUAAUAUGAUGUUUCCCAAUAUCUAAUAUAACAUUGCAAUUGCAAUUCAUUGCCGAAAAAAUGAAUUUUGAUCCCCAACGAAUGUUAUAUUCUAAUGGCUUUGGCAAACACAAAAACCACUGCACUUAAGCCAAUUAAAACACAAACCCGACCUUUGUGAUUGAGUUUCAAGUGGACCUGAACUUGCGUAAUCUUAUUAGCAGUGGGAUUUGUGGCAGAGGGUAGGGUAGGGUGGGUAGGGUAGGGUAGGGUAGGGUAGGGUAGGGUAGGGUAGGGUAGAGUAGGGUAGGGUAGGGUAGGGUAGGGUAGGGUAGGGUAGGGUAGGGUAGGGUAGGGUAGGGUAGGGUAGGGUAGGGUAGGGUAGGGUAGGGUAGGGUAGGGUAGGGUAGGGUAGGGUAGGGUAGGGUAGGGUAGGGUAGGGUAGGGUAGGGUAGGGUAGGGUAGGGUAAGGCAGGGUAGAUGCUUUUUGUUUACUCCAGAUGUCAUAUUUUGCUAUCCCCCAAAUUUUGUUUAUUUCAUAUGCCCUCAUCACUGUAAAAGUGCGUCGAGAGCCUCGAGAGAGCGAAAAGAUUCAAAAAGAUUAAAUUUGACAUCAUUUAUGAGAGGCCACUUACAACUUCUGGACUCUAAUUUAACGCUUUUUCAGAUCUAAUAACAACAAGGGGGGGGGUUUACUUCAUAAAAAAAAGCUUUUUAAUACCCUAACCUACCCUAAACUACCCUUCUACCCUACCCUAUCCGACCCUAAUUCUUGCCAUACGCCUUUUUUGUCUACCCUGUGUUUUUUACCCUGCCCCACGCUGACCUGCCCUGCUUGAGCUCUACUCUAUUGAUACAGUACUCCGUCUUAAUAUAGCCUAUUCUGCAUCCGCUCGUCUCUGUCUGAUGUCUUGUCUUAGCGUUAUUCUACCUUACUUUAAAUUACAGAGCCCUAGCUUAUCCUACUGAAUCAGUCUUACAUGUCAUGUUAGCUCCCCCGCUCUUUUUUCUAAAAAUAUGACCCUACCUUACUCUAGCCUGGUCUUUACUUUAUCCUACCGUAAAGAAAGCUUUGAUUCUUGACGUUUUGCUUCAGUUUUUCAAUCUUUAUCAAUAAAACAAUGCCAUCCAAGAAACAAUGACAAUAUUAUUCACCCUAUUGAAUAAACAAAAAACCCUCCGGUACUAUUAUACUCCAUUAUACACUACUCAGUUAUGCCAGAAAUGUAAAUAGAUGUUUCUGGGAAGUGAAGAAGACACUUCCGCCUAUCUAUUAAGUAUUUACUUUGUUUGGUCGUAUUUGUCUUCGUUGGUCGCAGAUAAAAGGCCAGAGAUUAGCAGCGACACCUUACUUAACAAUGGCUUUAUGAUGCCAUUAUAGCCACAUAAGGGAUCGUAUACGAUGAGAUAUUACGGUUCGAGGGAUCGUAUAUUACGUUUGAGAACAUGGCGGGCCGGUUUUGGUUUCUGGGUUUGUUUGCUUUGGAUUAUACUGUAAUUGGGGGGGGUACUGUAGCUAAGAAAUUAUAGCACUGUAGCUAGAGUAGGGUAGGGUAAGCUAGGGUAGGGUAGACCAGACCAGGCUUGACUAGUAGACUUGACCAGACCAGGCAAAACAAGACCAGACCAGAUUAGACCAGACUUGACUAGACUAAGCUAGACCAGACCAGACCAGGCCAGACCAGACAGAACCAGACCAUACCAGACCAGACCAGAUUAGACCAGACCAGAUUAGACCAGACCAGACCAGACCAUACCAGACCAGACCAGAUUAGACCAGACCAGACCAGACCAGAUUAGACCAGACCAGACUAAACUAGUUUAGACUAGACCACACCAGACUAGACUUGACUAGGCUUGACUUGUCUAGAUUAGACCAGCUUUCGAGCCAAGCCGAAUUAAUUUCCUAGGCAUGGCCCGGUCCGGCCAAAUUUAGCUCAAACCGAGUCCGGUCUUCCUGGUUAUUAUCCACUUGUUACAACAUAUGCUUCAAGAUGUAAACAUGUUCGCGCCUGUUACUCUUGUAAUUCUGUCCAUCUGUUCUCGUCUGGAUUAGCUUCCGCUGGGAUUUGGAAGAGAGAGUAUUGAGAAGGGAGAGAGUGAUUAGAGAAAAAAGAAAAAUGGUUUAGGGUUCAAAAAGGAAAGAAUUAAUGGAUCUACAAUAACAUUAAAAAUUUUUAAAAAACGAAAGAAUUAAUGGAUUUCACAAAAUGCCAUUUUCAGAGUGACGGCAAAGUCACAUCCCACACUUUCGCCGCCGGCAAUGAAUUGGAAGUCCGGCCGUUGCGCAACAAUUAUUGGCAACUUAACUUACGGGUUCGGCUUCGUGCUGUGGGUGAAUCGCAUCAUGCUGAGGCUUGUAUGGAGACUGUCAGAACGGGCAAUUUGACUUGCUUUAUGAAUGGCGUCAUCCCGGAUUCGGCUUCGGAAUGCUCGCAUGAUCGGCAUGAGGGUAGGGUGGAGUUUGUAAUGCUAUUUAGUGCUCUGUUUUAUGGUACUAUAGAAUACAAGAUUUUGUGGUACUAUACAUUACUAUAAUUUAUGGUAUUAUACAGUACUAUAGUUUAUGGUACUAUACAGUACUAGAACUUAUAGUACUAUAAAGCAUCAAAUUAUAUGAUACUACAGAGUACUUGAGAUUAUGCUACUAAAUAGUACAAAACUUUAUGGUACUAUAUAGUACAAAUUUUUAUAGCACCAAAUAAAUAUUACUUUCAAUUUUAGUACCAUUUUUCAAAUAGCAGUACUAAAAAGUUAACAUUUCAAAAAUUUUAGCGAAUUCCGGCUUCUUCAUGGUACUGUUAUGUGUAAUAUUGGUAACAUGCUUACUGAUGAUUGGUGUCGCAGUGUGUACUAUAAUGCAUCGAUUCUAUUCACAACAAAAGUCAGGAGGAUCUAGGAAAAACAGCAGUAUUUCUAAUGGAAAAGGCGUAAGUUAUCUAGUCUAGUCCUAGUCUAAGCCCUAGCUUAAGCUCUAGCCUAAGCCCUAGCCUAAGCCCUAGCCUAAGCCCUAGCCUAAGCCCUAGCCUAAGCCCUAGCCUAAGCUUCAGCAUAAGCCCUAGCCUAAGCUGUAGCCUUUCUCCUAGCUUUACACCAAGACCCAGUACAAUACCUUUAAAUUUCAGAGUAUGCACUGUUCGCUAGUAAAAGACCCAAGUACAGUAUGUUCACUGAAAUUCCCUGAAGAUCGAUUAGAAGUGAUAACAGAAGAGGAAGAUGAAAAAGAUUUCAAUUCGGAAUCAGAUCACAAUAUCAAUGACAAAUUGAGUGAUGCCGUAACGGAAGAAGUGUCAAAUCAUAGUAGUGGAAGUGGCACACCGACUAGUGGUCAUCGCGCCAGUUUUUUGUACAAAAAAGGUCAGCAUACCUCUUAAAAAGCAUAAGCAUUAGUGUACAUACUGUAAAUUUCAUGUUCGUACCUAAUUUUUCCAACUAACUUACAUUCAAUUUCAGAUCAAGUAAUCCUACCGACUCAAAUCCAAGCUCAGCGGCGUAAUUCCCAGCCAUUUAUGUUUCCGAUCAGUGAUAAAAAACCACCCCUAACAACAUUUUCAUGA